This is a messenger RNA of Trypanosoma theileri, 2331 nucleotides long. RefSeq lists its product as uncharacterized. The transcript has a single exon. The record is from RefSeq and is a predicted model, not a curated record. The coding region runs from base 1 to 2331 and encodes 776 amino acids. Lineage: Eukaryota; Euglenozoa; Kinetoplastea; Trypanosomatida; Trypanosomatidae.
AUGCGACGAUGGUUGUUUGGGCGGAACCCUUCCUUUAAUACCAUUGCAUUUACGAUGUCCCAGUUAAGAAGAAAAACGUUAACAACAACAACAACAACAACAACAACAACAAGAAAGACAUCUUCUUCCUCUCCUUCUUCUUCUUCUUCUUCUUCCUAUUCAUCAGCUGCAGUAUCAGCAACACGACAAACGACUAUAAAUAUCCCACACAUUUCUGCACAACGUCGUAUUCGUGAAAUAAUGGUUCGACAAGUAUUACUAUCAUCCCAGCCACUGACAAUAACUGCGUUAGUGGAUCUUGUCUAUCGGGAAUACAUGGGAACAAAAGAUUUGUGUGGAAACUCCAAACCAUCCCAUCAACCUAAUACUUCAGAUACGACAAUAGCAGUAUCUAAUCAUAUUGUCUAUUUACAUGACUUUUUACUUUCUACGGCGAAAAAAGAGGAAAGAGAAGAUAAUGUUAAUCAUGCAAAUUCUCAUGAAGAGAAACAUUAUGCCUCUCAAGUGGAGGGAACUGUACGUCUUAUAUUGGCAUUAGACUCCCAGUUCCGUGUAUCUCCUGCCGGAUAUGUGUGUUAUCCUAAUUUACCAUCCUUGUUGGUUUCUACAAGUAAUUUGGAUCAUAAUGAAACCUGGGUGCGUACCACAAGAAGAUUAGUUCAUAUAGAAGAAGCCAAACACUCUGCAGAUGUGAAUAGUGCCGUCAACAAGAAGAAGGGAAAUGUAACUUCACGUUGGAGUUACAUGUUAAGUUUAUGGUAUUUGUUAGACUCCGUCAUGGAUUCCGAUAAUGCCUUCUUUCUUGGUAAAGAAACCAAUAGAAGAAAUAUAUCCACAAAUGUAGUAGGAAAUGAGAGGGAUAUAUCUCUUUCUCAACAUCUUGUUGAGCUUUGGGUAAAUACUUUCGAUGCUCGUGAUAUUCCCGUAUUACUUCGCAGUGAUAAAACUUCUUCUUCUUCUAAUGUGAGUUCAACACGAACAGAUACAAAAUUUCAUACACCACUGGAAUUACAUGCAUGUGAUGAGGGAAAUGACUAUUUACGACGCUGGUGUACAGAGGCAAAGGAAGGAUAUGUGGGUACCGCAUUAUUAGGAGCCCCACUACUAACACAAUCCACCUCUACACUUCUACAAGUUGUGAAUGAACAACUUGGUUAUCUCUUUACGGUUAUUAUUGCCACACCCAUCACAAUAGCACAAUUGGCAGCUCUUCUACAAUGGUCAAGUCUUCCCUUUGCUGCCCAUUAUCGUUCCCUGUUGCAUUUUCUUCUUAUCUAUACCGGCAAUCCCGCUGUUGUUCGCAUGGAGAAACAUGAGAUGCGGCGUCGGGAAACACAACGACGAUGGGUUGAAUUAUUACGUGCCAAACGUAUACGUAGUAGUAAUGAUGAUCCUCAUAAUUAUAAUUAUAAUUCUGGACGCCCUAGAUCCUCACGUACACAUGGAAUGGAUCGUCGUUCACGCACUGGCCGGUACGCCUCACGGGAAUGUGUGGAAGAGGAAAUCAAUAUAAAAGAAACAUCAUCCAACAUCACUGUUGUUGGUAGUGGUAGUAGUGAUGUUAAUAAUAAUAAUAAUAAUAAUAAUAAUAAUAAUAGUCUUCACAAUACAUCGGAUGAAGUGAAGGGAACCACAAGGGAAGUGUCGGCUGAACAAUAUGGAUGGUGGUGGCAAUCAAGUGAUGGAUCUAGUGUAAAUCCCAAGAUAACAAAUGUGUGUCGGUGUAUAUUUAUGCAACCGAAUGAAAUGAAACCACUGGAUGUGAAUAAUCGUACACCUUCAGAAAUUAUGGAGGAUUUUGAUGAAACAGAGAAUAAGAAGAAGAAGAGAGAAGAAGAAGAAGAAGGGAAAAAGAAUACGGCAAAUAAUAUUGUCGUUUUCUGUGCGGCACCGUAUGUGUUUGAACGUCGUAUUUGUCGAAUUAUGCGUUCCUGGUGGGCCUUUGAAGGGCAAUAUACAAUGAAUACGAAAACACAUGCUGUUUCUUCUACUACUUCUACUAAUACUAAUACUACUAAUACUGUAGAUACUGUGGAUAGUCUUUCUAAUGCUGGUGUUGGUGAAAAGACGAUUGUUAUUACGAUACGACGUCUUUGUCAGUUGUGUUUGUGGGAACACGAGUAUGGGAGUCCAGCAGCGAGUAAAAUGAUGCUACACUAUUUGAAAGUAGUGACAAGAGGAGAUAAUGUUGUGCAAUUAAUUCCACCUUCUUCUUCUUCUUUGAAAGGUGAAGAUGAUGCGGGGAAUUGGUUGGUGUUGCUACGAAAUGCCCGUGAAGAGGGGAAUUCUGCAAAGACAUUAGGAGGCGGUAAUAUUGUGAAUCCCCUUUAA